Molecule: messenger RNA, 1121 nt
Organism: Macadamia integrifolia
Lineage: Eukaryota; Viridiplantae; Streptophyta; Magnoliopsida; Proteales; Proteaceae
Product: zinc finger protein ZAT10-like
Exons: 1
Coding region: 184-984 (266 amino acids)
Biological process (GO): response to stress
Molecular function (GO): DNA-binding transcription factor activity
Source: RefSeq, a predicted model, not a curated record
GCUUCCCACCACUCCUCACGCAACUUCCUUCCUCCACCACCUCGUUAUAAGACUCUUCCCCUUCUCACCUCACUCUCACACUCCAAAAACUUUCAAAACUCCACAGUUCCUCCUCAUACCCAAUCCCUAAUUCCUCCUCUUCAGCUUCAACUAGUUGCAGUAGUCGCCAAUUCUGAGUUAGAGAUGGCCAUGGAAGCUUUGAAUUCCCCAAGAACUGCAACACCUUCGUUCCACUAUGACGAUAUGGAUCUUCACUGCCUUGAGCCAUGGGCAAAGCGAAAGCGUUCCAAGCGUCCACGUCUCGACAUCAACCCAUCUUCGGAAGAAGAAUACCUUGCUCUCUGCCUCGUCAUGCUCGCUCGUGGUGGUAACACUGGAACCGACUCUGCCUCCAUCACCGCCGACGAGUCUCACCUCCGCAACACAUCGCCACCGCCUCAGCUUCAGGAACCCCCAACUCUGAAGCUGAAUUACAAGUGUACCGUCUGUAACAAGGCUUUCCCUUCUUACCAGGCGCUUGGAGGACACAAAGCCAGUCAUCGCAAACAUAACGGCACCGAAGACCACCCCUCUUCCUCCUCUUCUGCUACCACCACCACCUCUACCACCGCCCCUGCCAAAUCAAAUCCAAGUAGCGUAGGUGGGAACAAGACCCAUGAGUGCUCCAUCUGCCACAAAACCUUCCCGACUGGACAGGCCUUGGGUGGACACAAGCGUUGCCACUACGAUGGUGGUAACAGUGCUGUGACUUCGUCUUCUGAUGGCCCAGCUGCUUCAAGCCAGAGCCACCGUGAUUUCGACCUCAAUUUGCCGGCUUUACCUGAAUCUUGGCCCCUUUUUGGAGCUUUCGGUGGGAAGAAAUUUAAGAAUUCUGGCGAUGAAGAAGUGGAGAGUCCCCUCCCUGGGAAGAAGCCUCGCCUCUUCGUUCAAGACGACGUCCCUCCUCCUCCUACUCCUCAAGAUCAGGCUGACCAGAAGAAUUGAUAUUAUUAGCAGAGACUAUUGAGCUCUGUACUUGUUUUGUUUUUCGUUUUAGUUUUCGAUUGUUUCUGUACAGUGAAUCGUUCAUUCAUUCUUUGUGAUCUCUCUCUAUAAAUCGUUAGAAAUUCGAAUUUGAUUAA